Molecule: messenger RNA, 6143 nt
Organism: Procambarus clarkii (red swamp crayfish)
Lineage: Eukaryota; Metazoa; Arthropoda; Malacostraca; Decapoda; Cambaridae
Product: toll-like receptor 6
Biological process (GO): inflammatory response; toll-like receptor signaling pathway; immune response
Cellular component (GO): plasma membrane
Molecular function (GO): transmembrane signaling receptor activity; protein binding
Source: RefSeq, a predicted model, not a curated record
GAGUGUCGGGUGACGACGGCUGGUCGAGCCAGUGUCUCUACGAGCUCUGUGACAAUAGCCGCUUUCUUGCAGACUGUCACCUGUUUGGCCUGGACGUGUUGUGUCAGCCCACCAACGCAUCUAUCACUCUUUCCCAGUCGGAGGUAAUCGAAAGAUAGAGUCCUGGCAGGACGAGGACAGGAGAGUAAAGCUCCUGAAGAACAAGCAGCGUAAAUACCGCUCUGACGCUAACACUUUGCUAUCUUCAGUGGCCACCUGAGUAAUGACGGGAUUCGUAAUGCUGCCAUAACGUACCCAGGUGGCAGCAGGUGUGAUGGUUCGCCAGCAUCCAGUCGUCCUGGUCUCGUAUUUCUGUUGGAGCUCUCGACCAGCGCGGGCAGCCCUGAGACACUUCCUGCCGACGCUGUCUGGGAUACUUUACCUCCACAUAUAACACAAUGGAAAUUCGACAAUUGGAAGGAUCUGUCUUUGAGAUACAAUGGAAUGAGAUGGGCGAAGGAGUUAGAAACUUGUGGCGGUGAAGCUGGUGUUGAGUAAAUCUGAGUCAUACAUAGAAUGCACAUAUUAAAAGAUUGCUGAAACAGAAUUCAAAUUGAAAAAUAUCUGUGUAAAAAUGGAUAUAAUCCAAGAAAACACAUAUUUAAUUUUAUUAAAAAGUGAUUUCAAAAACAUUUGAUAAGAAUAUAUUUGUGAGCGAUUUACGUUUCAAAAAGUGGAGUGCGCAUCUGGUAAACGAAGGGGGUUGGGCAUCUUGCCGCGUGGAUGUAGUGUGCGCUGGAGGCUUGGAGUUAAGGGGCAAGUGGUGCAGGUGUGGAACGAUGAAGCAGGUGCGAGGCGUGCUGAGGGCUGGACGAUGGGUCUCCACAUCGGUGCUUGGUCUCCUCUUGCUGUUGGCCGCGCUUGCAGGAGCUGCGGCCAUCCAAGACCUCACAGCUCAACCACAGCUUAGUAGCCACCGUCUCGGGCACUCGGACACCACAUCAGAGCCCUCGCCAGGGGUAGUGGCAGCCGCUGUGGUCAUGGACGCUGACGGGGUCAUGGACGCUGACGGGGUCAUGGACGCUGAUGGGGUCAUGGACGAUGACGGGAUCAUGGACGCUGACGUGGUCAUGGACGCUGACGGGGUCAUGGACGCUGACGGGGUCAUGGACGCUGACGGGGUCAUGGACGCUGACGGGGUCAUGGACGCUGACGGGGUCAUGGACGCUGACGGGGUCAUGGACGCUGACGGGGUCAUGGACGCUGACGGGGUCAUGGACGCUGACGGGGUCAUGGACGCUGACGUGUUUAUCACGACGAGGAAAGACCAGGCGAAGCCCAUCAGCUAUGACGGCACGCCAGGAUACGAAAAUUCCGUGAGAAUUAGUGCACUUUACGAAAAUAUAAACAGCCAGAGUUCUAUAAGUGCAGCAGUCAAAGUUACGGAAGUAACAUUGAAUCAGACUACCAUAACGUACGUUAAUCAAACUGUCAACACAGUGACGCCUAAUAUAUUAGAUUCAUUCGAUUAUACUAAGACACUCAAGGGCAAAUGCUUCUGGAAUUUUCUGGUUGGAGAUUCUGAAGAAAUACCCUUAGAUCACCUAGAUCCUCUCUUGCUUUAUUUACCGUCACACGGGAGGUAUGACCAGUCCUUAAAUGAACAAAGAUCAGAAGAGAUUUUAUAUUCGGGAAAAGACUUUAGUCUUCCUGAGGGCUGCUUAUACAAAGAGAGGGGACAGAAAACCGUCGUCUGCACGGGAACAAACAUCACCGAGAUUCCAGACUUCAAUACGGCAUGGGAUGUAAAGAUAAAGAAUCUGAUCUUCAACCUGACGGGGAUUCAAACGGUGACGGACAUCACACCCUUGCCCAGGUCACUCACCUCACUCUACUUCUCUAAUGGACCUCUGUACCAGUUCAAUGGGCAAAAGCUCGACCGGAUACCAGGGCUAAACACCCUCUCUCUCGACUACAACACCCUCAACACCUUCAGCUUCGUCUCUGUCUUCAACUCGAGCGACCCACUUGGAGAAAUUUCAAUCAAGAUCUUAAAUCUAAAGAAUAACCUUAUCAGUUACCCUCCGGAGCCGCACGGCACCAACGAGACGGUGCUGCCCCGCCUGGAGGUGCUCAUCAUGAACAACAACCCAAUGUCUAACUUGCCGGGGAAGCUCUUCAAGCCUCUCAGGAACAGCCCAGUUACCAGCCUCUUCCUCAGAAACUGCUCCCUCGGACAAUUUUCGGGGUCGCCGCUGGAGUACCUGAAGGGGCUGAAGGUGCUGGACCUGAGCAAGAAUAUGGGUCUGUCGGUGGAGGAGCUGAAGGAGCUGCUGGUGCCGCUCGCUGGGGCCCACCUCGAGCAGCUCUUCCUUAGUAACAACAACUAUAUCAUGGUGCCCACUGCAGCCCUCGAGCAGGUGAACGAGACGCUGCAGAUGUUGGACUUGCACGGCUCGGCCUUCGAGUGCCUGGACAACACUUCCUUUCCUCUCAUGGCCAACCUUAAAACCCUCAACCUUAUGUACAGCCGCAUCAACGUGAUCCGCUACGACACCUUCCAAGGCUUCCCGGCGCUGCAGGAACUCAACCUAGACGGCAACGGGCUGAUGACUGUACCGAGCGAGGCCCUCCUGCCCACCCUCACGGUGUUGACGCUGAGUGGCAACCCCCGCGCCGUGGGCAACAGCGCCCAGGGAACCUUCGACCUGGACACUGUCGACUUCAGUAACAUGGCCAAACUUCAGAAUCUUAGUUUCGAAGAAGUACCACUGAGAAAGGUGAAGGUCUCCCACUUCAAUGCCCUAAUUGACCUCCGCGUCCUCCACCUCUCAAACUGCCAGAUCUCAUACAUCGAGCCCCUCAGCUUCAGAAAUUUGUCGAAGUUGGAGAAGCUCUACUUGAUGGGAAAUGCAAUUCAAAUCCUCAGUAAUGAGACAUUUACUGGUCUCAUCAGCCUCACAUAUCUCGACCUUUCGGACAAUACUAUCAUUUUCCAAACUAAUCAAGGCCCCACCUACAUGGCCCCAAGAGUCCCCCUCUCGUCAACCGCUGGAACACACAGGUUCUCAGACAUGCCCACUGCUCUUGUCAAGGGUAACCACGACAAUUCACGCUCUAAGCGUCGCGCGCGUGAAAGUGAUAAGUUGUUCAACCUUUAUCUGUCAAUGAUCAGGACUAGUACCCAGCAGGAGAGAGGAGAAGGGCAAGUGCACAAGCCACAAAGGGGAUAUAAGGAACAGUUAUACACAUUUCUUCCGUUUAGGGGACUCAAAGAGCUUUCAUAUCUCGACUUGUCCAAAAACGAUAUACGAAACAUAUUCCCUGAGCUUUGGAAUGACCUGAGUCAUCUUACUUACCUACUUCUAGACUCCAAUAAUAUCAAAGAAUGGGAUGAACCAAACUUUUCCAACAACACUAAAUUAGAGACCCUCUCACUGACGAGAAAUUCGCUCACUACUGUAACGCAGGCGAUGGUGCAGGACUUCAAUAAAGAAAGUCUGAUGAUGGUGGACCUCCGUUUCAACGAGUUCCAGUGUGGGUGUUCCAUAACGAACUUUAACGGUACCCUUAACAGAACACGCUUCGCUUAUUGGUCAUCGUACCGUUGUACUGAGAACGGUCACAUGCUGACCUUCGGCGAGUACAUGAAGAACGCCACCUGCAAGGACAACUCCAACAACUCCACAAGUCACUACGCAAACCACGGCAUCAGAAUUGUCAUCAUCAGUGUGUCCGUCGCACUAUCUCUGGUCAUGACGGUGGUGACGGUCUACUCUAAAUGGUGGUACGUGCGCUACGUCAUCUACAACAUCAGGAUACGGACGAUGACGCAUAAGGCAGAGGGCGACAAGUAUCUCUACGACACCUUCGUCUGCUACUCCCAGAGCGACCGGCAGUGGGUGUUCGAACAUCUCCUGUUGAAGCUUGAAGAUGGAGGGAGGUACCGAGUGUGUGUACACGAGCGAGACUUCACGGUGGGCCAGGAGAUCACAGAGAACAUCAUCAGCUGUAUUGAGCUCUCCCGCAAGGUGAUUGUUGUGUUGACGCCCGCCUUCGUGGAGAGCAGCUGGUGCAUGUUCGAGCUGCAGAUGGUCAGCAACAGGAUACUGGACGAGCGCAAGUGCAAGCUCAUACUGGUGCUGCUGGAGUGUAUUCCAGAGGAGAAGCAGACCAAGAAGCUGCGGCUCCUGCUCAAGACCCGCACUUACCUCGCCUGGGUUACCGACGCCGAAGGACAGCGACUCUUCUGGGCCAGAUUACUCAAGACUAUUUCUAAGCCCUUAGCCACCGAGGCGGCCGUGUACACGAGCCACAUGUAGUCCAUAACUUGUCGUCCUGCCUCUCUCUCACUUCCUACUGCACGCCUAGUCUUUCCCACCACGAGACUUUCCCACCAGUAGCCUUUCCCACCAGUAGACUUUCCCAUGGGAAUGCCUCACUUCCUGCCCUGCCAACUUCACGGGGAGCGUCCACAGUCCUUAUACAUUAACAACCACCCGCCAUAUGUAAGUCUCACCUUCAUCUUGAGCUGUCACCAUUGUCACCAUCAGUUACAGACACCAUCACUCACAGUAGGUCACCACAGCGCGCCCCGCUCAUCACCAUCGCACUCUGUCUUGCAGUUCGAUUAAGAUAGGUAGUGUUAAGAUGCUUUAGUUAAGGUUUAAGUUUAAGUUAGUACGGAUCGCCUUUAAAAACAUUUGUGUGUGUAGCAAAUUUUAACAGGCCAUAAUGUCAGCCGUUACCACUGUAGCACACCUGGCCACCGCCACCACUGUAGCACACCUGGCCACGACCACCACUGUACCACACCUGGCCACCGCCACCACUGUACCACACCUGGCCACGACCACCACUGUACCACACCUGGCCACGACCACCACUGUACCACACCUGGCCAAUGUGGUCUAUGGGAGUAACGGCUGAUGACGGCGGUGUUACCAGAGUCGUUAUAUCGGAUGCGUCACCUGGUGACGGUUCUGUAGUCCUCUCGUGCUUUUAGCUCUGUCUAUUAGAAUUUCAGUUGCUAUUGGUCGGUCAGAAAGCAUACUUAAGUAGCGUCUACUACACGCUGAUGAGCGUGCUAUACUUAACGCUGUAAAUCCUCUCUACCUCCAACAGGCGCGCAAGGCUGACACACAGCCCUCAAUAAUAGCUGACCUCAGCGAGGCAGAGGACCAAUCAUCUUAUAUUAUAGUUUAUAUAAUAGUUGUCCCUCUUAAAAUUAAGAGGGACAAACACAGGGUGUAGCGUGCCUGGGAGUGAAGGUAUUGUGCGGUGCAUCAUGUUGGGAUGACUUGGGCUCUCAGGGUACAUGUUCCUAGCUACAUAAAUGUUGGUAAUGGAAUCCUAGCGAGUGCUUUCUAGCUUUACUUACUGUCCCAUCAAACUGGGAUUAUAAAAUACUCUAGUUCACGCUAGUCAGGAAAAAUGACUCCCAAAUCUUUAUUGCAUUCUGCAGGUUAUGUAAGCCGCCCCCCCUUGUCUUCCACACUGCCACACCUGUUGUCCUCCACACUGUCACACCUGUUGUCCCCCACACUGUCACACCUGUUGUCCUCCACACUGUCACACCUGUUGUCCCCCACACUGUCACACCUGUUGUCCCCCACACUGCCACACCUGUUGUCCUCCACACUGCUACACCUGUUGUCCUCCACACUGCCACACCUGUUGUCCUCCACACUGCCUGCCACACCUGUUGUCCUCCACACUGCCACACCUGUUGUCCUCCACACUGCCACACCUGUUGUCCUCCACACUGCCACACCUGUUGUCCUCCACACUGCCACACCUGUUGUCCUCCACACUGCUCUAGAACUGCACCACUACUUACUGUUUGACAAAUGUUCGACGGGCGCCACAGUGAGGGUCAACAGGCACUGUGACACCGUAGACCAUCACAGUCUCACACACCUUCUUGAGCGCCUGGCACCAACCUCUUUACCAACUGUACUGGUCAUUGUGCAGUGCUGGGAUGGGCUCACCACAUGGGCUCACCACAUGGGCUCAAUGUGAGGGCUCAUAUUAUGGGCUCAAAAUAUUAAUGUAAUGUUCCACAACGUGUUACACAUGCUAUAUUUUUGUCGAAUAAUACCUGAGAAUACUGGUUAUAAAUAUAAAACUGAAUGUAAAUAUAAUUACACAUUAUUUGGGAAAAA